CUUAAUAAUAAACAACUGGAGUCAGGCGGCAGACUGGCAUUUUCGAACAACGGCAAGAUGGAUAAUCGUACAGCUUUGUUCAUCUCGUACAUAAUGUACGCGUUACUGAUGUGCAGAUAAGGUGCACGCUAUCCCUCGUGGUCAUGGUGAUUUCGAGAGGCAGACAAGAACGCUGUAUGCUGUUGGAGGGCUACAACAAUAGCAUGUCUUCGAUUCUACACUUUGUGCCGUCACUACUGACCCGGACCUCUCGUUCUUGUUGGAUGCGGGUUCGGAGCACAGACUGGUGGGAGAGGGUCGUAAUGAAAGAGUUUUCAGACACAGAAUGGAAAGACAAUUUCCGAAUGACGCGCAGAUCAUUCGAAAAUCUUUGUGGACUGAUGGAAGGUGUUUUGAGCCCCCAGGAAGUGACUGUAUGUGCACCAAUUCCACUCCAGAUGAGAACCGCCAUUGUUCUGUAUAAACUGGCCAGUUGUGUACCGUGUCGUUGCAAACCAGUUUGGAAUGCACAAAUCAACGGUGAAAAAGUUUGUUUACUGCUUCUGCAAAGGGUGUCCUCAGUUAUACACAAACUCAUAAAAGAGCCAACCAUGGAAGAAGCUUGUGCCACUGCACGCCGGUUCCAGCAGAAGUUCAGCAUGCCACAGAUCAUGGGUGCACUCGACGGAACACAUAUCCCUGUUUUACCACCAAGUGAUGGCUACAAAGACUACGUCAAUCGCAAAGGCUGGCCUUCCUUUGUUCUUCAAGCCUGGGUGGACGAUGUAUACCGGUUCUGGAACAUCAACUGCAACAUGCCUGGAUGUGCACACGACGUGAAUGUCCUCAGACAGUCAACGUUAUUUAGCCAGACACAUCUACUGCCAAAGGAGCCACAGGACAUAAAUUGCACCUCCGUCAGGCUUUUUCUUCUUGGACAUCCAGCCUACCCUCUCAUGGACUGGCUCAUCAAAGGCUAUACCUGUUCCCCACGCCUGACCACGGAACAAGAGUCAUUUAAUGUCUAUCAGAGCUCUGCGAGGACCACAGUGGAAAUAGCAUUUGGAAGACUAAAGUCACGCUGGAGAGUGCUACUCAAAAGAAGUGACUUCCAUUUCACCUUCACACCACAUGUUAUUGCCACAUGUUGUGCACUGCACAAUUUUUGUGAGGGGGAGAAAGAGACUGUCAAUCCCGCCUGGUCAGAGAAAGCAGCAGGUCUUGAACGUGACCUACCACAGCCAGGUCUCCGUAGCUACAACAAAACUGAAUGUUCUGGUGGUCAGGAAACAAGACGUACUUUAACAGAGUAUAUGGGAGCAAAUUUUCCUCUGCGCAGGGCAUUGUUUUAGCCAAUCUAUGUACAUUUGCGUGUUUGAUUUUGAGGACAUCUUUGUCUAUUUUGUACAGUUUUAAGUAAUUUACUGUAAUUAAAAG
This is a messenger RNA of Epinephelus moara (kelp grouper), 1416 nucleotides long. Its product is annotated as putative nuclease HARBI1. The coding region runs from base 144 to 1331 and encodes 395 amino acids. The record is from RefSeq and is a predicted model, not a curated record. Lineage: Eukaryota; Metazoa; Chordata; Actinopteri; Perciformes; Serranidae. The transcript is spliced from 3 exons.